Zasmidium cellare ATCC 36951 is the source of this 1596-nucleotide messenger RNA. RefSeq lists its product as uncharacterized. The transcript is spliced from 2 exons. Gene Ontology annotation, biological process: amino acid transport; transmembrane transport. The record is from RefSeq and is a predicted model, not a curated record. Gene Ontology annotation, molecular function: transmembrane transporter activity. Gene Ontology annotation, cellular component: membrane. The coding region runs from base 1 to 1596 and encodes 531 amino acids. Lineage: Eukaryota; Fungi; Ascomycota; Dothideomycetes; Mycosphaerellales; Mycosphaerellaceae.
AUGGCGGCGCUGGCGACCGAUGACGCCCAUUUGGCCGCCCUGGGUGUCAAGCAGGAAUUGCGGCGAAACUUCUCGCCGCUGUCCAUGCUCGGACUGGCAUUCGCCAUUCUGAACUCCUGGACAGCCUUGUCGACAUCGCUAUCACUUGCAUUGCCUUCGGGCGGACCGACAGCGGUUAUCUGGGGCCUCAUCACGGCGGGAUUCUUCAACCUUUGUCUGUCCUCCUCGCUCGCCGAAUUCCUCAGUGCCUAUCCCACCGCGGGAGGCCAGUACCACUGGGUACACAUUAUCGCGUGGCCUAAGCAGAAGCGCAUAUUAUCGUGGAUCACAGGAUGGAUCAACGUUUUCGGCUGGAUGGCGCUAGUCGCCACAGGAGGUCUCCUUGGAUCCCAGAUCAUCAUUGGCAUCAUUGCGAUGUAUGACCCUUCUUACCACGCGGAAAGGUGGCAUCAAUUCCUGAUCUACAUUGGUUACAACAUUGCUGCUGCCCUCAUCAAUGCUUUCGGGAACUCCUUGCUACCGCUUCUCAACAAGACCGCCAUCCUCUGGUCCAUCUCGGGCUUCGUAGUCAUAUGCAUAACCAUUUUGGCGUGCGCAUCGCCGAACUACAACUCAGGAGAUACAGUCUACCGCGAGUUCAUCAACGAGACGGGCUGGCCAGAUGGUCUUGCUUGGCUGCUCGGUCUUCUUCAGGGCGCUCUGGGACUGACUGGAUUCGACGCGACUGCUCAUAUGGUUGAAGAGAUUCCCAAUGCUGCAGUCGAGGCGCCCAAGAUCAUGAUCUACGCUGUAGCGAUCGGGACCUUCACCGGGUUCGUCUUCUUGUCCUGCUUGCUAUUUGUGGCAGGCGAUUUGCAGCAGGUCAUCUCUUCCUCAGCCGGACCGCUCAACCAAAUCAUUCUCAAUGCAACAGGCAGCUUGGCAGGGACAGUCUGCCUGCUUAUGUUUCCUUUGAUCUGCUUGCUUUUCGCAACGACUUCGAUCAUGACAACAUCGUCUCGAAUGACAUACGCCUUCGCCAGAGAUGGAGGUCUGCCGUUCUCACGCUUCUUCGCCCGGGUCCACAAAAAGCUGGAUGUGCCGUUGGAAGCUCUGGCACUCACCAACUUGGUUGUCCUGAUUUUUGGCUGCAUCUUCUUGGGGUCCAGCAGUGCGUUUAAUGCCAUUACCAGUGCAUCAGUCGUCGCUCUUGGACUGUCAUACGGCAUUCCAGUGGCAAUCAACCUCCUCCGUGGCCGACGCAUGCUACCAGCAAACCGACCUUUCCGCCUUCCAGAACCCUUCGCCUGGUUCGCCAACAUCGCUGGAGUCGCCUUCACGAUCCUCACGACAGUCUUAUUCGUUUUCCCACCGGAAUUGCCGGUGACAGGAAACAACAUGAACUACUGCAUUGCAGCUUUCGCGAUUGUUUUCAUCAUAAGCAUGCUCACCUGGAUCUUCGAUGGCCGGAAAAACUAUACUGGACCGAAAAUCUAUAUGGACGAGAACGUCCUUGUGGCUACACGAAGUCUAGAAGCGCUCAAGCUGCCAGAGAUGGAGGAGCCAGGCUCUCAAAAAGAUGGCAAAGGUGACUUAGACAACAAGCCUGUCGUAUAG